AACCAACCACCACCAACUUUCUUAUCUAUCAAGAUGCCUUCCACCACCGUCCGCGCGCUCGCGCUCACCGGCCUCCUGGCCUCCACCGCCCUGGCCCGCACCGACCUGGCCGGCUGCACCUCCACCGCCAACGGCAACAGCCUUGUCUACUACGUCCCGGGCACGGGCGAGCUUUGCGAGUUCCUCGACUGCGGUGGCGGACGCGCUCCCCCCAAGACCAACGUCCCCGGCUGCCCGCAGUACUCCGGCACCUCGACCUACUCGCCCUCCUUCCUGCCGGGCUACGGCGCCACGUCCGUCCCGGCUUCCACCACCGCCGCGCCUGUGAACGCCAAGCCCACCGAUGUCGCGGGUGCCCUGAGCGCCCUCUCCACCAUGGAUGUCGACGCUAUUGUCUCCUCGGCUGAGGCUGCUGGCAACGGCGCCGCUUCUUCCGCCCUUGCGUCCUACUAUGCCGCGGCGUCCGCUUCUGCGUCUGCCUCUCCGUCGGCGUCUUCGUCUGACGACAGCGACGACAGCGAUGACAGCGAUGAUGACGAGGACGACGACGAGGACGAUGAUGACGACGACGACAGCUCCGCCGCCACCUCGAGCAGCAGCAGCGGCAGCGGCAGCUUCACUGCUAACUUUGUGCCAGCCGCUGCCACCAAGGCGUCGGUUAUCACCAGCGCGGCUGUCCUGACUCCUACGACUCCCACGCCCACGCCCAAGGCGGCUUACACUGGCGCAGCCAACAUUGCGGGCUACGGCAAGGAGAUGAUGGGACUGGCUGCGGCUGGCGCCAUGGCCGUGGCCAUGUUUUAAGGGUGUACCUAGGAGGGAUGUAAUGGACUUUUAAAUGGAUGUAUGAUAGUUUGUUUGAUGAGGAUUAAUUCUACUGAUCAUUGUGUGGAGAUGGAUCUGGUGGCGAUGAAACGUGGGCGGGCCUGGGUGCGGGCGGUGAGAGGGUCGUCGCGUCCAUUGCGGUCUCGGCUGCGGACGUGCGCGGCGCGGCAUGACGUUGGCCCUUCCCUUGUCUCCUCGAGCUGAGCAAACAAUUAUACUCGACCGACGUCCAUCCAUCCAGCCUGCUUCCCCUCAACCCUGACCUCGCUCCUCGCUCUUCUCGAUCCACUCGCAUCCGAUCCACU
Messenger RNA from Aplosporella prunicola CBS 121167, 1130 nucleotides. RefSeq lists its product as uncharacterized. The record is from RefSeq and is a predicted model, not a curated record. The transcript has a single exon. NCBI's taxonomy places the organism in Eukaryota, Fungi, Ascomycota, Dothideomycetes, Botryosphaeriales, Aplosporellaceae. Bases 34 to 804 code for a protein of 256 amino acids.